GAUUACACUUGUUGCAUCACCUGCGCUAAACAUUGAACCCGGGGCGAAGGCUAGCUCGCUAGCCGUGUGAACGACCUAGUUCACAGCAGCAAGCGUUCGCGUUACAUCACCGUGGGUCGUGUCCCACCUGGGAAACAGAGGUCCGAACAAGCGAAACGCGUCCCCGAUUUUUGCAGUAGAUACUGGGACACGUCAAAGUGAAUCUGUUAAAACGAAAGCGAUAGUGACUUAGCGGAAUUGUUUUCCAGAAGGGGACUGUCUCAGGACGCGAGUGGUUUCAUCGUGCCUUGGUUUUGAGCCAAAGGAAGAGUUAUGUCCUGUCCAUGCACCUCGGCUGCCAGGUUGUUCCUAAACACUGCUCACAGAGGAUUGUCCUGCUCCCGCAUUCAGUUCUUUUCUCUGAGUCGUCAGGGGUCUCGGGAAACUCAUGUUCCUACCCAGGUGCGGGUGAGGUCAUUUUCAGAGACUGCUCUCUGCUAUGCCUCUAAAGAUGGGACCACGAAGGACACUGGAAGUGAUGGUGGAAAGAAAAGCAUCAGUGAGGGGAAGAGACUCUCUGGCUCUGGAGGAUCGGGCAAGGGGGGAAGUCAGCUGCGCUGCCCUAAAUGUGGAGAUCCAUGCACGCACGUAGAGACCUUUGUGUCAUCAACACGAUUUGUCAAAUGUGAGAAAUGCCAUCACUUUUUCGUGGUUCUGUCUGAAACGGACUCUAAGAAGGGGCUAAACAAAGAGCCAGAAUCUGCUGCGGAGGCAGUGAAACUGGCAUUUGCACAGAAACCUCCCCCUCCCCCCAAGAAGAUAUAUGCUUAUCUCGACAAGUACGUUGUUGGCCAGUCCUAUGCAAAAAAGGUGUUAGCAGUUGCAGUAUACAAUCAUUACAAGCGCAUCUACAACAACAUUCCUGCUGGGAGUCGACAGCAGGUUGAGGUGGAAAAACAGCCGUCACUAACGCCUCGUGAGAUAGAGAUGAGAAGACGAGAGGAUGAAUACAGAUUCACAAAGCUGCUGCAGAUUGCAGGGAUCAGUCCUCAUGGAAAUGCGCUGGGAGCGUCCAUGCAGCAGCAGGCGAGCCAGCAGGCACCUCAGGAGAAGAGGGGCGGAGAGGUCCUGGACUCCACCCACACUGACAUUAAACUGGAGAAGAGCAACAUCAUACUUCUAGGCCCAACUGGCUCAGGAAAAACAUUGUUGGCGCAGACACUUGCUCGUUGUCUGGAUGUUCCCUUCGCAAUUUGCGACUGCACCACACUAACUCAAGCUGGAUACGUGGGAGAAGACAUCGAGUCGGUUAUUGCUAAGCUGCUGCAGGAUGCCAACUACUCGGUGGACAAAGCACAGCAAGGUAUUGUGUUUCUGGACGAGGUGGAUAAGAUUGGCAGUGUGCCAGGAAUCCAUCAGCUGAGAGAUGUAGGUGGAGAAGGAGUCCAGCAGGGUUUGCUUAAACUUCUGGAGGGCACAAUUGUCAAUGUUCCUGAGAAAAACUCCAGGAAACUGAGAGGAGAGACGGUGCAGGUCGACACAACAAACAUCUUGUUUGUGGCAUCAGGUGCCUUCAACGGACUCGACAGAAUCAUCAGCAGAAGAAAGAAUGAAAAGUAUUUGGGUUUCGGAACUCCUUCCAACAUGGGGAAAGGGCGGCGUGCGGCAGCUGCAGCAGACUUGGCCAACAGCAGCGGUGAGACGGACGCGGUGGCGGAGAUCGAGGAGAAGGACAGACUGCUGAAGCACGUCGAGGCCAGGGACCUGAUUGAGUUCGGCAUGAUCCCAGAGUUCGUCGGCCGCCUUCCUGUGGUCGUUCCUCUGCACAGCCUGGAUGAAGAAACGCUCGUCCGAAUCUUGACUGAACCGCGCAACGCUGUAGUGCCCCAGUACCAGGCUCUUUUCAGCAUGGACAAAUGUGAUCUCAACGUGACUCUGGACGCCCUGAGGGCCAUAGCCCGGAUGGCUCUGGAGAGGAAAACUGGAGCUCGCGGGCUCAGAUCCAUCAUGGAAAAGCUCCUUCUCGAGCCCAUGUUCGAGGUGCCGCACUCUGACAUCAUGGCUGUUGAGCUGAACAAAGAAGUUGUCCUAGGGAAAUCCCAGCCCAGAUAUAUCAGAGCUCCAGCCAAGGAGACGGCAGAGGAGGAAUACGACUCGGGCAUCGAAGAGGAGAACUGGCCUCGACAGGCGGAUGCUGCUAACAACUGAACGUGUCACUAAUUUCAGGAAAAGACAUUAGAUUAUAAGUAACCCUUGGAUGCCAACCCCGGGUGUGAUUAUAGCCCCUGUCAUACAGUCUGUGGACAUUGUGUAGAGGUAAUGAAGGCCGCUGGUUCUCAGCGAGGAGCGUUUUCACCAUGAACAAGUUUAAAGUGUAACAACCUUUUGGUCCCGUGCAUCAGAUGUUAAUUCUCUAGUGGUGCACUCGGUGCACACGGUUGACCUUUAUACAAUAUUUCAAUCUCUGGGGAUUGUUAACAAUUUUAUCUAUAUAAAGAUAAUGCUAUUUUAUUCAUGAAAGGAUAUAUAGCUAGUUUAUUUGUUUUCUUUUUUUUGUGGUGAUGGGCUGUAAUGGCAAAGGAAGCAAAUGGAUAUUAUGGGAUCACACUGUACACUUGAAAACGUGGGCUGCUGAGAAAGUGUAGACGUGAUGUUACCAUGUCGAGUGAUGCCUUGUAUCAGAAGGGCAUAAUAUUCCAAAAGCACAUCAAUAUUUUUAUGUUGUUUUUUUUCUUUUACCACCAUUGUAAUAAUGGUGCCCACAGUGACAUUGGGCUGUAAAUGUUGAGCUACACUGCUUCGGUAGCAUUUGUAAGCAGUUUGUAUGACAUGGCCUCAGAUUAGGAGAAAAACAUUGUGAAGCAUAAUGCACCAGCACACUUGACAGAGCAGGUAAAAUAUAAUGGUGACCUUUUUAAAACAGCCAGAAUGGUUAUUUUUCAGUGUUUCGCUUCCUCCUCUGGCCCACCCUUUAGGGAAUGUACACGUUUGUACUCGCAGACCUCACAGGAUUAGCUCAGAUUGCUGUUAAACGAAGCAGGAUUAUCAGGUGACCUUGUGGAUUUAAGUUUUAAUGAAAUAUACUCUGAUCAAUUUUUUUUGUUUAGUUUUGUGCUAUCCUCCAAUAUUCAUGACUGAAAACUAUUCCUAAAGCAGAUAUCUAAACAGAAUUUUCACCAAUUUCAGUCUUUUCUCAAACAGAUCAUCUCUCUGCUGCUUUGUGAAGCACCCUCACAACAGCAGGUGUUUUUACUUUCUUUGUUUGUGCCCCAGCACUUGAAACUCACUUCACCUGUAGUGAUGUAAUAUCCUGUUAUUAAAUGGCACCUCAAAUCACAUGUCUGUAAUCAACCCCCCCCCUCGCCGAAAGAACCACGCUGCUGUACUCUGCUGUGUGCUAUAGAAAGAUUAAACUAGAUCCUUCUCUGAUUGCUUUAAGUUGUCACUUCAAAACUGCUUUUCGUUUUCAGAGGUCUGUUACAGAACCUGUAAACAACCCAAUUUUGUCAAUCUUAAAAUAUAUUGUGAUUGUUUAAAAUAUAAAUAAAAUGUGUAUCUCUGUACAAAAUUUUAA
Molecule: messenger RNA, 3553 nt
Organism: Scophthalmus maximus (turbot)
Lineage: Eukaryota; Metazoa; Chordata; Actinopteri; Pleuronectiformes; Scophthalmidae
Gene: clpxb
Product: caseinolytic mitochondrial matrix peptidase chaperone subunit Xb
Exons: 15
Coding region: 313-2187 (624 amino acids)
Biological process (GO): proteolysis; protein catabolic process; protein folding
Cellular component (GO): mitochondrial matrix
Molecular function (GO): zinc ion binding; ATP binding; protein dimerization activity
Source: RefSeq, a predicted model, not a curated record